CCACCACACAGACCCCUGGGCAGUAACUGCAAGGUGAAAAGCUUUUGGUUAUCCACUUCUCUGAAUCUAUUUCCUGACUAUAUAUUCGAAAGGGGCACAAGAGAGUUCGUAUGUGAACACAGGUCUUGUUUGGUUAGGCUGUGUAUGCAAGUGUGACAGGAAACUACAUAUCCUCUGCUAUGGCAUCUGUGACAUCCUCCAGCCGCAGAUCCUCCUCGUCCUACCGCUCCUCGUCACGUUACAGCAGCUCCAGCUCCUACCGGUCCGAGGGCUCGCUGGGCGGAUCAUCUGACUGUCUGGACCCGCUCUUUGAGCCCUUCCUCGACUCCCCUGAUCAUUCCAGUCUGUUUGGAGAAGAGGGCCCCGGGGGACCCAGCUGCUUGGCCCCCUUCAGCCGGCAGAACAGAUCCUCCUAUGGACACGCUGCUCCUGUGUGUGGCGCUGUGACAGGUCGUCAGAGCGGCGCCGGCGGUGGGGUACGUUGUCUUGGAGACAGUUACUACAUGUCCGCUGACGUCAGCCAGUUUGAGCCACAUGACAUUGUGCUCAUGGCCUACAAACAUCAAGUCGUCAUUCACGCCGAGAAGGUAUUGGAUGAUGGCAGCAUCAGCGACACAUUCACCCAUAAGUCCUUGUUCCCGGAGGAUAUGGACCCCCUGUCGGUCAGUGGAACCCUAAACCCUGAUGGCACCCUGGUGGUGUGUGUCCGCCGGUCCUCAGCGCUCAGUGGGCCGGAGCCCCUGGGUGAUCCCACCUACCGCUGUGAAGCUAAUCUUUGAUGUUUAGUCUCAUAGUACUUUCAUGGUUUCUUUUUACAUUAUUACUUUGUUUUGGAGUUGUCAGUGAGGUACUCUCACCUAUCAAUUCAAUAAUGGAUCUAGAAUUUAUACAGUCUGUGAAUGACAAAUCAUAUCUGUCCUCCAAGUCUGUCCAUCUGUUUGUCCAACACAUUGAUAAUAUCUCAACAAGUGCUCAUCACAUUGCCAUGACAUUAAAUGUUAAUAUGAAUGUAUUAUCAUUUAUAUCCAUGGUGGCGACCCCUUGACUUUUUGCUGGCACCAGUUUGUCGUUUUCCAUUUAUUGAUGAUGUCAUCUGUUGUAAAUCUACUUGGCAGAUUGUUAAGUGUAUUAUGUCAUGAUGUUAUUGUAGAUAGAGGAAAUAAAAGGACAUUUAUUUAAAAAAGUUUA
Hippoglossus stenolepis (Pacific halibut) is the source of this 1188-nucleotide messenger RNA. Its product is annotated as heat shock protein beta-7. Lineage: Eukaryota; Metazoa; Chordata; Actinopteri; Pleuronectiformes; Pleuronectidae. The record is from RefSeq and is a predicted model, not a curated record. Bases 180 to 779 code for a protein of 199 amino acids. The transcript is spliced from 3 exons.